GAGCCUUACAAAGAGUCACGAGACACAAGAGUGAUCAUGGGGAGAUGAGAAAGUAGAAGUUAACCAGCAAACAGCUGCGGUUAAUGAAGGAUUCGCUGACACUUUAGAGCAGCGAUUUACAAGCGGCUACCAUGGCUAACAUUACCAAGAAAGUGUCGUGGUCCAGCCGAACUGACGAGUCCGCGGCAGCCGGGGAGGGGACUCCGCUGCUCAACGGCUCCGAGCAGCCCAGACAGCUGUCUGGAGGAGGUACUACAUUUCAGAUAGGCAGAUUCGACACGUUGGACUUGGAAGAGGAGAUAACAACGGAGGAGCAGGACUCUGCGAGGGGGCGGCCCAAAGAAAUCCCUCACAAUGAGAAGCUGCUGUCACUUAAAUAUGAGAGUCUGGACUAUGAUAACAUUGAAAACCAGCUGUUUCUUGAAGAGGAGAGAAGGAUGAGUUUCAUGGGUUUCCGCUGUCUUGAGAUCAGCCGUUGGGUGGUUUGCGGUCUGAUUGGCUUUCUAACCGGCCUCAUCGCCUGUUUUAUAGACAUCGUGGUAGAAGAGCUGGCUGGGAUUAAAUACCAAGUGAUCAAAGAGAACAUUGUAAAGUUUACAGAAACAGGUGGCCUGUCCAUCUCUCUCAUCCUCUGGGCUGUCCUCAACUCCUCCUUUGUCAUGUUGGGAGCCAUCAUUGUUGCGUUCUUUGAGCCUAUAGCGGCGGGAAGUGGAAUCCCUCAGAUAAAAUGUUACCUAAAUGGAGUGAAGAUUCCCAGGGUGGUACGAUUAAAGACACUGGUGGUGAAGGUUUGUGGUGUGAUCUGUUCAGUGGUCGGUGGUCUUGCUGUUGGAAAGGAAGGCCCCAUGAUUCACUCUGGGGCUGUUGUGGCUGCAGGGGUCUCCCAGGGCAGGAGCACCUCCUUAAAGAGAGACUUUAAGAUAUUUGAAUACUUCCGGAGAGACACAGAAAAAAGGGAUUUUGUUUCUGCUGGAGCUGCUGCUGGAGUUUCUGCUGCUUUUGGAGCACCAGUUGGUGGGGUUUUGUUCUCUCUGGAGGAAGGAGCUUCUUUCUGGAACCAGAUGUUGACAUGGAGGAUUUUCUUUGCCUCCAUGAUCUCCACCUUCACUCUGAACUUCUUCCUCAGUAUCUAUCACAACAAAACAGGGGAUCUUUCCAAUCCAGGUCUCAUCAACUUUGGACGCUUUGAAAGUGAAAGUAUGGAGUACAACCUCUAUGAGAUUCCCUUGUUCAUUGCUAUGGGGGCUAUUGGUGGAAUUUUGGGAGCUCUGUUCAAUAUACUCAACUACUGGCUGACAAUCUUCAGGAUCAGAUACGUUCAUCGCCCAUGUUUACAAGUGAUGGAGGCCAUGUUGGUUGCUGCAGUGACCGCGACAGUGUCUUUCACCAUGAUUUAUUUCUCUAAUGACUGUCAGCCUCUUGAUCAAGACCACACUGAGGAAUAUCCACUGCAGUUGUUCUGUGCAGAUGGGGAGUACAACUCCAUGGCAACAGCCUUCUUCAACACCCCUGAGAGAAGUGUGCGUAGCCUCUUUCACAAUCAGCCAGGAACGUACAAUCCUCUGACGCUGGGUUGUUUCACUCUGACCUAUUUCUUUCUGGCCUGUUGGACCUAUGGCCUGUCGGUGUCUGCUGGAGUCUUCAUCCCGUCUCUGCUGAUCGGAGCAGCCUGGGGGAGGCUGUGUGGAAUAUUGCUUGCCUCAAUAAAACCAGACGCCUCGAUCUGGGCUGAUCCUGGUAAAUACGCCUUGAUUGGAGCAGCGGCUCAGUUAGGGGGCAUUGUGAGAAUGACUCUCAGUUUGACUGUCAUCAUGGUGGAGGCGACCGGAAACGUCACGUACGGCCUUCCAAUCAUGCUCGUUCUCAUGACUGCCAAGAUAGUAGGGGAUUACUUUCAAGAGGGUUUAUAUGAUAUCCAUAUCAAGCUGCAGAGUGUUCCCUUCCUACACUGGGAGGCUCCCGCCACCUCCCACUGGCUCACUGCCAGGGAGGUGAUGAGUUCUCCAGUCACCUGUUUGAACAGGAUCGAGAAGGUGGGAACCAUCGUAGACAUCCUUAGCAACACAUCAACCAAUCACAACGGCUUCCCUGUCGUCGUACAGGUUUCCAAUAAUGAUGAGCCGGAGAAACUCUGUGGCCUCAUCCUCCGCUCUCAGCUCAUCGUUCUUCUCAAGCACAAGGUGUUUGUGGAGUUGGCCAGGUCCCGGCUGACUCAGAGGAAGCUCCAGCUGAAAGACUUCCGGGACGCCUACCCUCGCUUCCCCCCGAUCCAGAGCAUCCACGUCUCCCAGGAUGAGAGGGAGUGUAUGAUGGACCUGACAGAGUUUAUGAACCCAACGCCUUACACCGUUCCCCAGGAAACAUCUUUGCCUCGUGUGUUUAAGCUGUUUAGAGCACUGGGACUCAGACACCUGGUGGUAGUAGAUGAUGAGAACAGGGUGGUUGGACUGGUGACCAGGAAAGACUUGGCCAGAUAUCACUUGGGUAAACACGGGCUGGAGGAACUUCAACUGGCUCAGACAUAGUACACACAUGCACGCACACACCCAUGAACUAUAACCACCUGAUGCCUCAGAAGCUGCCUACCACCAGCUGUGCAGCCACAAAGGAUACCUUCAAGGCUCCAGAUGUUUUUUUUUCUUUGGGUGAUAUAAAGAAUAACUACUCUGUUAAAUCUAUGUGCGAUUAGAAGGAUUCUGGUUUGUAGUUUCUUCAAGACCUUUUAUUAUUUACUUUUUUUGUGCUGACUCAUGACAUGUUUAGUUUCUUAUAUUUAUCCAUUUUUCUUGUGGCUUCCGCAUGUUUUGUGCCCUGUGGUCGUACAUGUUUCCCAACCCAAUUACAUUUAUCUGGGCCAAGUGACCCAAUGACAGAAUCCCUUUAAAUGAAAGACACUUUGUGCAUGAUUUCCUCUUCAGCAUUGAAUCUUCACAGUAGCCUGAUGUAUGAGACGAAUCCAGACUGCAGCAGCUGAGUGGCUUACACUGCUGUGGUUGAAUAUUUAAAGAUGAUUAUGCCCCCUUCUUUUUUUUUUUUUUUAAUGUUUGCAAUCAAAUUUGGCUAAUGAUUUUGUGAACCUGCAGGCAGUCACACAAGCUCACAUAUUGGCUUAGGCUACGAUGUACAUGCCCUGCACAAUUAUAAAUCAAGUUUUAGUUGGUAAAUGGAAACCUUUCUGCUUUAUGACAAAAACCUUCACAACCCAGUCCCAUUCUGCCUCAUCUCCAUCACCUUAACACUAGAUAGUUACUUCGUUAUGAAAUAACUAUAAUAAUCUGUUAUGAAGAUGCAGUUAAAUAAUAGUAAUUGAUUAAAUAUAUUUUAAAGUGGCGGAGAUGUGGGCUUUUGAUGUCCUGCUACUGAAUAGUGAGACAUUUGAAGUGGUUUUCUUAGAAAAACGUGUUCAUGUUCAGAGUUGGGAUUUUAUCUCACUGACCAUGUAAAAUUUUAAUGUAAUCCAUGUUUGUGAAGCUUUGCACUGAGAAAAUGCGGUUAUUUAUUGUUGUUAGUAAAUGCUUGUUUUAAUUUAAGAUUAAGGGGAUGGAUUGAGCUCAUGUAUGGUCAGAGCCUGGGUUUUACAUCCCACGAUUCAUCCUUUUUUGAUGUUUAUUAUUAGGAAUAAAGAAAAUGCUUGAACAUCUGUGCAGUUACAGAGUCAUAUCCUCCAUCUGUCUUUCUGUUAGCUCUGUUGAGGAAGUAUACACAAAUUAUGAGUAAAAACCAGCUUGCUUGUUAAACGUACGAUAAUUUUAAGUUAUUUCUAAAGGUGUGCACUUUGAUCUCCUACUGAAGAAAAUUUUGAAGUUUUGAAGUUCCCAAAAGUGUCUUCCUUAUGAAACUGUAUGAAUGUCUUUGAACAGAUGUCCACACUGUUAUCCAGAGAUGCAGAAUAGUUUUUUGAUUACUUUGUAGAUUUGACAUUUCUUUAAUAAUCAGUGUUAGUUUUCUUUUUUUUUUGUGCACUUCAUUUGGAUGAUUUAAUUUUGUUUCCUACCUGAUUUAGUUGUGAAUGAUGUAAAAUAAAGUCAAGUUUUCUCUCUUUUAUAACCACUGGAUAAGCCUUUUGUGAAAUAAUAAAGUGGAAAUCUAUCUAUUGUUAGAUUUCUUUGUACAUUU
Messenger RNA from Melanotaenia boesemani (Boeseman's rainbowfish), 4116 nucleotides. It is a transcript of the gene clcn7, whose product is annotated as chloride channel 7. Gene Ontology annotation, cellular component: lysosomal membrane; intracellular membrane-bounded organelle. Gene Ontology annotation, biological process: transmembrane transport; chloride transport. NCBI's taxonomy places the organism in Eukaryota, Metazoa, Chordata, Actinopteri, Atheriniformes, Melanotaeniidae. Bases 132 to 2525 code for a protein of 797 amino acids. Gene Ontology annotation, molecular function: voltage-gated chloride channel activity. The record is from RefSeq and is a predicted model, not a curated record. The transcript is spliced from 25 exons.